AUGCGGUCCAUGCUGAUGGUUCGAUUUGGCGACACUCGAUUUUUUCCGCCUGUUUUCUGUGCUGAACCGUUGAACCCUGUAGUGGAUGAUUGGCUGUACCAAGGUUCAUACUGGACAUUCCGGAAGUUCUUCAAGUUAGGAGUUUUACUCUGUGAUUUAGCUAGCUAGAUAUUCGAUGUCCUCUGUAUGGUGGCAUAUUGGUCAUGUAUCUGAAAACAGAAAUUGUAACGCCGUCGUAACAAAUAUAGUGAACACAACAAGAACAUUUUAAACAAACGAGUCGCUUAUCGGUAAUCACAAGGUGUUAUGCAACAAAUGUGAUGUCAGGCCGCUACAUUUAGCCAAAGCUUGUGCUCUCUGUACUCUGCUGUUAGCUGAAUAGUUAGCUACCUUUACAAGCACAUUUUGAACCCGGACAAGAAACCAGGAAAGGACACAACCAGCUCAACUUUGUCAGACCUAUUCCACAUCGGGCGUCACAGUUGCUGGAAACAAAAAAAUACCAUUUUUAAAAGGAUGUCCUUUUCAGCGGCAACAAGAUUAGUCGGCUCCUGCCUUUCACGUAGCUCCGGGAUACUUUCGGUAUGUGCGAGUAAUGUUAAUGCUUCGAAGAUUUCAUCACUCACCAGAAAAUGGGACCUGGGUAAAUAUCAGAUUCAAAGAAGAGAAAUUACCUCUGGCAAAAUAACGCAGCCUCUCAGAUCGGAAAACAAGGUGACCAUUAAUUUCAUUGAUCGAGAUGGAGAAAAGAUUACAGUCAAGGCUUCCCCUGGUGACACACUCUUAGAUGUUGUGGUUGAGCAGCAGCUUGACUUUGAUGGAUUUGGAGCAUGUGAGGGAACUCUUGCUUGCUCCACCUGUCACCUCAUAUUUGAAGAGGACACAUACAAACAACUAGGACAUAUCAGUGAUGAGGAGCUGGACAUGCUGGACCUUGCCUAUGGUCUCACAGAUACGUCCCGUCUGGGUUGCCAGAUCUGCCUUACAAAAUCCCUCGAUGGCAUGACCGUACGUCUACCUGACAGUGUGGCAGACAUCAGGCAGGUGGAUGGCAAAGCCUAGGGCUUCCAACCACCUUCACCAGCCAACAACUACUGCGUAACUUUAAUUAGUAUACAAGUGUACAUAAAUUAUGGAUGAAUUCAAAGAUGAUUGGAGGAGGUGUGAUUAUUACUUAAUUACACUUAUGGUGAGUAUUAUUUUUUUCAAGACGUGGCAGCAUUUUCUUUUUUCUCAGGUCGAAUCCAAAGGCAUACCUCGAUUAAUUUUGUAAUCUGUUUACGAGUAGAUUUUUGAUAGUAAUCAUAGAUACACAGACAUUUUGUGUUAAAGUUCCCAAGUACCUCUUUUCAUAACAUAGCAUGUAAUACAGUGCAAAGGAAUUGAUUUAAAAAAAGAAAAUGAAAAUGUGAGAUAUAUUUAGGAUUAGAUUUCAAAUGUUAGCUAGCUAGCCUUUUUCACAAUAUAACCCACGUCAUAUUUAAGUACUAAGCACAAUAUUCAUACUGUGUAUUGAAUAGUUAUUGUUUCACACAUUGUAAUUAGUGUACCAAUAAUGCAGUAAAAUCUUAAUCAUCUAUAGACUACGACUUACUGUUGUGUUUUAAGUACUUUUUAAAUAAAUUGGAUUGUUUUUAUAAUUGCA
Messenger RNA from Electrophorus electricus (electric eel), 1645 nucleotides. RefSeq names its product adrenodoxin. Gene Ontology annotation, molecular function: 2 iron, 2 sulfur cluster binding; electron transfer activity. Gene Ontology annotation, cellular component: mitochondrion. Lineage: Eukaryota; Metazoa; Chordata; Actinopteri; Gymnotiformes; Gymnotidae. Gene Ontology annotation, biological process: P450-containing electron transport chain. The record is from RefSeq and is a predicted model, not a curated record.